GCCCCGCCCGGCUCUGCCUUUGUCCCGCGGGCUGGCCGGCCAUGGCCGCGGCGGAGGUGCGCAAGUUCACCAAGCGGCUGAGCAAGCCCGGCACGGCGGCCGAGCUGCGGCACAGCGUCUCCGAGGCGGUGCGGAGCUCCCCGGCGCAGGAAAAAACGAAGGUGAGCCAGCCUUUGGACUAUGAGAAUGUGAUCAGCCAACGGAAAGCGCAGAUCUACAGCGAUCCCUUCCGGGACCUGCUCAUGUUUCCCAUGGAAGAUGUCUCACUCUCGGUUAUCCAUCGCCAGAGGAGAACGGUCCAUUCCUCAGUGCCAGAAGAUGCUUUGAAGAAGGCCCAGAGUCUCUUUGUCCAAGAGUGCAUUAAAGCCUACAGCUCAGACUGGCAUGUGGUGAACUACAAAUACGACGAAUAUUCGGGUGAUUUCCGAAUGCUACCGUGCAAAUCCUUCAGGCCAGAGAAGGUUCCGAGCCACGUCUUUGAAACUGAUGAAGACUUUGAUAAAGACGAGGACGCUUCCUCCCUCUGCUCCCAAAAAGGUGGGGUGAUCCGGCAAGGCUGGCUGUACAAGGCCAAUGUCAACAGUACCAUCACGGUGACCAUGAAAGUGUUCAAGAGAAGGUACUUCUACCUGACCCAACUUCCAGACGGCUCUUACAUCCUCAAUUCCUACAAAGAUGAGAAGAUUUCCAAGGAAUCCAAAGGAUGCAUCUUCCUGGAUUCUUGCAUAGAUGUUGUGCAGUGCCCCAAGAUGCGCCGAAACGCCUUUGAGCUCAAGAUGCUGGAUAAGUACAGCCACUACUUGGCCGCGGAAACGGAGUCGGAGAUGGGGGACUGGCUGGCCACUCUGCGGAAGGUCAUCCAGGCCAACGUGGAGGGCCUGGGGCCGGAGAAGAAGGAGGCGGCCGAGUUCCUGCCUGAUGAUGAGUCCAGCAGCCAUGGAAAGUUGGAGAACAUCUUGGAAAGCUUGGGGAGGAGCCUGCACCCAGAGCUGAUGAAGUACGGCCGAGAAACGGAGCAGCUCAGCAAACUCAGCCGCAGCGAAGGCAGGCAGAACCUCUUCUCUUUUGAUCCAGAAGUGCAGAGGCUCGAUUUCUCCGGACUGGAGGUAGACAUCCAACCCUUUGAGGAAAGGAGCUGGCCGCGCUUCCUGGUGAACUGCCACAGCCUGACCUUCAACCUCCUGGCCCAGCUGAAUGACAGCUCCAAGGACCCCCUUUCCAAUGUGGAGCCGUUCUUCCUCAGCCUGGCUCUCUUUGAUCUGAAAAACUGUUGCAAGAUCUCAGCAGAUUUCCACGUGGACUUAAACUCUGGCUCUGUGCGGGAGAUGCUGCACGACUCUUCCGACCAACAGCCUGGAAACAGCCCCGUCAACAGCCGAUCCCUCCACGGCGUGGCUGAGUCCAGUUUGCGCUACAUAACGCAGGGAGUCUUCUCUGUGACCAAUCCACACCCGGAAAUUUUCCUUGUUGCCCGGGUGGAGAAGGUGCUUCAAGGGAGCAUCGCCCACAGCGUUGAGCCCUACGUCAAGAAUUCAGAUCCUGCAAAGACAGCACAGAAGGUCCACAAGUUGGCCAAGGUGGUAUGCGGCCGUCUUGGACGGUACCGGAUGCCCUUUGCUUGGGCGGUCAGGUCUGUCUUCAAAGACUCCCAAGGCGCCUUGGACCUGGAUGGGAAGUUCUCUCCCCUGUAUAAGCAAGAGAGCAGCAAACUCUCCACGGAGGACCUCCUGAAAUUCUUGGCAGAGUAUAAGAAACCAGAGAAGACAAAACUACAAGUGAUACCUGGCCAACUGAAUGUGACAUUGGAGUGUGUCCCCUUGGAACUCACAAACUGCGUCACGGCUGCUUUCAUCCCCAUCAAGCCCUUUGACGGACAGGAGCAGCGUGGCAGUGUGGCUCUUGAGGUUGAUGAAUUUGUGCCCGAGGUGGCCAAGUAUUGCUGCCCGUUCACCACCUACAGAAACCGGCUCUAUGUCUACCCGUUGCACCUGAAGUAUGACAGCCAGAAGACGUUUGCCAAGGCAAGGAACAUUGCCAUCCGGGUGGAAUUCAAGGACUCCGACGAAGGAGACGCCAAAGCCUUAAAGUGCUUCUAUGGCAAACCCGGAGGGCCUCUCUUCACCUCGCAUGCCUACGCUUGUGUCUUGCACCACAAUCAGAGCCCGGAGUUUUACGAUGAGAUCAAAAUCCAGCUUCCCAUCCACCUCCACCAGAAGCACCACCUGCUGUUCACCUUCUACCACAUCAGCUGCGAAAUCAACACAAAGGGGACGGCGAAGAAACAGGACGCCGUAGAGACCACAGUUGGCUUUGCCUGGCUGCCUUUGCUGAAAGACGGGCUGAUUGUUACCUCUGAGCAGCAGCUCCCCGUCUCCGCCAACCUGCCAGCCGGCUACCUGAGCGCCGGAGAUACCGAGGCACGAAAGCCAAGCAUCGACGUCAAGUGGGUGGAUGGAGCCAAGGCCCUCUUCAAGCUGAGGCUACACCUGGAGUCCACCAUAUACACGCAGGAUCGUCACCUGCAUAAAUUCUUCCAGUAUUGCCAGACGAUUCAAGGUGGUGCCAAAGGUGUGCCAGGGGAACUUGUCAAAUAUCUGAAGUGUUUGCAUGCCAUGGAGAUCCAGGUCAUGAUACAGUUUCUGCCGGUGAUUCUUACGCAACUCUUCCGAGUCCUCAGCAGCCACCCAGAAGAGGAAGAGGUGGCCAUCAACAGCACUAUGGUUCUUCUCUACAUCGUGUCCAGGUGUCACGAGGAGAGUCUGGACCACUAUUUGCGGACCUUCAUCAAGUUCUGCUUUCAGCCUGAGAAGCCCAGUGGGCCCCAGGCUAAGAGGACGCACGAAAUCCUGGCGGGAGCCAUAUCAGCAAUUCUCAAGCAGUCCGCGGAUUUCUUGGCCAUCAAUAAAAUGCUGAAGUAUUCGUGGUUUUUCUUUGAAAUCCUGGUGAAGUCCAUGGCUCUUUAUCUUCUGGAUGAGAACAAGAUUAAGCUUCCCAGGCCACAGAGGUUCCCGGAGUCCUACGGCCACGUGCUGCAUUCGUUGCUGCUCUCCAUAAUCCCACACGUCAACAUUCGCUACAGCGAAAUCCCAGAAGAGUCCAGAAAUGUCAACUUCUCCUUGGCCAACCUCUUGAAGCGAUGUUUGACCUUCAUGGACCGAGGUUUUAUCUUCAACCUGAUCAACGACUACAUUUCUGGGUUCAGUCCCAAAGACCCAAAGCUCUUGGUGGAAUACAAGUUUGAAUUUCUGCAGACCAUCUGUAACCACGAGCACUACAUUCCGCUCAAUUUGCCGAUGAAUUUUGCCAAGCCAAAGUUCCAGCGGACGCAUGAUGUCAACCUUGAGUACAGCCUAAGCGAUGAAUAUUGCCGCCACCAUUUCUUGGUGGGGGUGCUCCUACGGGAGACGUCCAUCGCCCUGAAGGACAACUCGGACGUCCGAUACUUGGCCAUCAGCAUCUUGAAAAGCCUCCUCAUCAAGCAUGCCUUGGAUAACAGAUACCAGCACAAGGUAGGAAAGGCAAAACACUGCAAGAUUUUCAGAGCUUGCCUUCUGGUUAUCCUCCUGAACUUGGCUUGGAGCCACGAUGUUCCCUUCCCUGAACCCGCUCCCUCUUCCGUGCAGGCCUCCCGCGAUGAAUUCCUGUGCAGCUUCGCCUCCCCUUCCAACAGGUCCAGCCUCAUUGUGGAUAAAGACUCACUUUAUGGCGCCGGCUUCCAGAAUGGCCUUUUUUUGAAAAGGGAAGAUUCGCGGGGGUCCCUCAUUUCGGAAGGAACGGCCGGCUCCCCCGAUCAGCCUUCCUCCGGAGAAAAUAUGCGGAAAAGUUCCACGCGCAGCAGCCUCUCCCAUUUUGGGCGGCUGGACCAGUACGAGAUCCGCAGCCUGCUCGUCUGCUAUCUUUACGUCAUCAAGAUGCUGUCUGAAGACACCUUGUUGUCCUACUGGAACAAAAUAUCUCCCCAGGAGCUGAUGAACGGCUUGGUCCUGCUAGAAGUCUGUCUCUUCCACUUCCGAUAUGUGGGGAAAAGGAACAUUGCCAGGGCCCAGGAUGGCUGGCUGUCCAAACACGCGAGCAUUGACCGGAAAUCCCAAACGAUGCCCGUCCUCCGCAGCCGGGCGAGCACCAUGCAGUCCCGACUUCAGCACCUGAACAGUCUGGACAGCUCUUUCACGCUGAACCACAGUGCCGGCACAUCGGAGGCAGACAUUGUCCAUCAGGCCCUGCUGGAAGGCAACCUGACCACGGAAGUGACCUUGACAGUGCUGGACACCAUCACCUUCUUCACUCAGUGCUUCAAGAACCAGCUUUCGAACAACGACGGGCAUAACCCGCUGAUGAAAAAGGUGUUUGAUGUCCACCUGGCCUUCCUCAAGAAUGGGCAGUCAGAGGCGGCCCUGAAGCACAUCUUCGCCUCCCUGAGAGCCUUUAUCAACAAGUUCCCUGCGGCCUUCUUCAAGGGAAGGGUGACCAUGUGCUCUGCCUUCUGCUACGAGGUCCUGAAAUGUUGCACGUCCAAGCUCAACUCCACGCGGAGCGAGGCCUCUGCCCUCCUCUACCUUCUCAUGAGGAACAACUUCGAGUUCACCAAGCGGAAGACCUUCUUAAGGACUCACCUGCAGAUCAUUAUUGCAGUGAGCCAGUUGAUUGCCGACGUGGCGCUCAGUGGCAGCUCACGUUUCCAGGAAUCACUCUCCAUUAUCAAUAAUUUUGCCAACAGCGACCGGCCGGUGAAGGCAACUGCGUUCCCUUCCGAAGUCAAGGAUCUGACAAAGAGGAUCCGCACGGUGCUAAUGGCCACUGCACAGAUGAAAGAACACGAGAAGGACCCUGAAAUGUUGGUGGACCUGCACUUCAGCUUGGCCAAGUCUUACGCCAGCACUCCGGAGCUGCGGAAGACCUGGCUGGACAGCAUGGCCAAGAUCCACGUCAAAAAUGGGGAUUUCUCAGAGGCGGCCAUGUGCUACGUUCACGUUGCAGCCUUAGUGGCAGAGUUUCUUCACAGAAAAAAGUUAUUCCCUACCGGAUGCUCCUCUUUCAGGAAAAUCACGCCCAACAUUGAUGAGGAAGGUGCGAUGAAGGAAGAUGCAGGGGUGAUGGAUGUUCAUUACACCGAGGAGGUGCUGGUGGAGCUGCUGGAGCAAUGUGUCGAUGGCUUGUGGAAAGCCGAGCGAUACGAGGUCAUCGCCGAGGUGGCCAAGAUGAUCAUCCCCAUCUACGAGAAGCGGCACGAGUUUGAGAAACUGACCCAGGUCUACCGAACGCUCCACGGGGCAUACAGUAAAAUCCUGGAAGUGAUGCAGAGCAGAAGGAGGCUGCUGGGCACCUACUUCCGAGUCGCGUUCUAUGGACAGGCUUUCUUUGAGGAGGAAGAUGGGAAAGAGUAUAUCUACAAGGAGCCCAAAUUAACUGGCCUCUCGGAGAUUUCCUUCCGGCUGCUGAAACUCUACGGAGAGAAAUUUGGAGCCGAGAAUGUCAAAAUCAUCCAGGAUUCCAACAAGGUGAACCCCAAAGAUCUAGAUGCCAAGUACGCUCACAUUCAGGUGACUUACCUGAAGCCGUUUUUUGACGAGAAGGAGCUUUUGGAGAGGAAGACGGAGUUCGAAAGGAACCACAACAUCAGCCAAUUUGUCUUCGAGACCCCGUACACCUUGUCUGGCAAGAAACACGGAAACGUGGAGGAGCAAUGCAAGAGGCGGACUAUCCUCACUACGUGCAACUCUUUCCCAUAUGUUAAGAAAAGAAUCCCCGUCAGCUGUGAGCAGCAGGUCAACCUGAAACCAAUUGACGUGGCAACGGACGAAAUCCGGGAGAAGACCUCCGAGUUGCAGCAGCUCUGUGCUUCGCCAGAUGUGGACAUGAUCCAGCUGCAGUUGAAACUUCAGGGCGCCGUUUCGGUGCAAGUCAACGCUGGCCCCCUGGCCUACGCCCGAGCCUUCUUGGACGACAAGCACUCCAACAAAUAUCCCGCGAAGAAGGUGGCUGAACUCAAGGACAUGUUCAGGAAAUUUAUCCAAGCCUGCGGAAUCGGCCUGGAAUUCAACGAAAGGCUGAUCAAGGAAGACCAAGUUGAAUAUCACGAGGAGCUGAAGUCCAACUUCAGGGAGAUGGUGAAAGAGCUCUCGGAAAUCCUGCAUGAACAGAUCUACCAAGAAUACCCCGGGCAUCCGUCCUGGCUGCCCAACACCCUACACGUCUUCUGUGCCAUCAGCGGGACUUCCGGGGAAAGAUACGGCUCCUUCUGAAACCUACCUGGGGCUUCAGGAGGGGACCAGGAGAACUUCUGGAUGCUUGCCAGACCUUUCUCAGGAAUAUUCUGAAUGCUGCCUGAAGCGGGGGAACCUCCGAUGCCUAAGGGGGGCUCUCCCCGUCCCUCUUCCUCACAGGGUACUUAUUUGAACCGGGAAAGUGCCUCCUGCCCUCUAUUUUCUACCUU
Pseudonaja textilis is the source of this 6433-nucleotide messenger RNA. NCBI's taxonomy places the organism in Eukaryota, Metazoa, Chordata, Lepidosauria, Squamata, Elapidae. The record is from RefSeq and is a predicted model, not a curated record.